This is a messenger RNA of Paramecium octaurelia, 1233 nucleotides long. The record is from the annotation of a GenBank genome assembly. Lineage: Eukaryota; Ciliophora; Oligohymenophorea; Peniculida; Parameciidae.
GAUUAUGAAAUCAUAGCCAUUACAGCAAAUCAACCUUAAUACAAAGCAUUAGAAAAAAAAGAGUAUUAAUGGUAGAAAUAUUUAUGAAAUUGGGGGUAUUUAAAUGAAGAAUUUUAGGAACUUAAUUUGUUGUUGAUGAUCGGUACGAAUGUCAAAAAUAGAUUGGGCACGGAGCAUAUGGUGUAGUCUGCUCUGGUGUCGAUUUAGUUAAAAAUAAAAAGGUUGCUAUAAAAAAGGUAUCAUCAUAUGUAAUUAGAUAUAAAAUGCUUUUGAUGAUCUGAUCGAUGCAAAGAGAAUUGUUAGAGAAAUUAAGUUACUUUAAUUUUUUUAACAUGAAAAUAUUAUUAGUUUAGUGGACAUCCUUAAACCAGAAACAAAGACUGGUUAUAAUGAUAUUUAUAUCGUUACUGAGUUAAUGGAAACAGAUUUACAUAGAGUUAUAUAUUCUAGAUAAGAUUUAACUGAGGAACAUAUUCAGUAUUUUAUGUAUCAAACUCUGAGAGGGUUGUUAUAUAUUCACUCGGCUAAUGUUAUGCAUAGAGACUUAAAACCUAGUAAUAUAUUGGUCAACAAGAAUUGUGAUUUAAAAAUAUGUGAUUUGGGCUUGGCUCGAGGGUUCGAAAUCGAAGAUGAAAAUAAAACAGAGUAAUUUUCUUCUAAAUCCAUAGAUAUGUAGUAACAAGGUGGUAUAGAGCACCCGAAGUAAUUCUUUAGGCAUCGGAAUACACUAAGGCCAUUGAUAUAUGGAGUGUUGGAUGUAUAUUUGCCGAACUUCUUGGCAGAACUCCUUUAUUUCCUGGAAAAGACUAUUUAGAGUAGAUAUAAAGGAUAAUCGCAGUUUUAGGUACACCUUCAAAUGAAGAAAUGAAAUAUAUUACUAAUGAAGGAGCCAUCAAAUAUAUUAAGUAAUAUCUAAUUAAUAUUUGAAGAUCCUUGCCAAAAAGAACUAAACAAAAUUUUAAUCAAUUAUUUUAAAAAGUGAAUCCAACUUGCUUAGAUUUGCUUUCUAAAAUGCUAACUUUUAGUCCUUUUCAAAGAUACACAGUGGAACAAUGUUUGAGCCAUCCAUAUUUUGAAGGAUUGCAUUCGAAGGAAGACGAGCCUAGAUGCAAUUCCUAUUUUGAUUGGGCUUGGGACAAAAUGGAAUUGAAAAAAGAGCUUUUAUAACAAACUGUUUAUGAGGAAGCAAUUUAAUGGCAGUAGAAGAAUAAAGCGAAUUAUAAAAAAUUCUGA